AUGCAAGAGGAUAAAAAACAACAACAACAGAUUGUAUCAGAAGAUGCUAGUAAUAGUUUUGUUGAAGAAGAAUAUUAUGAUGGUAAGUCAAUGACAUUUUGGCAAAAACUAAUUAAAACCCUUGAGGUUCAACCAAAAGGUGAAUUAUCUACGGCACAAAUGUUUUUAUAUAAUCAUGAUUUACGUCCUGUUGAAGAAGCAAGACGUCAAUGGGCAUGGUAUAAUUAUGUUUUCUUUUGGAUAGCUGAUUCUUUUAAUAUUAAUACUUGGCAAAUUGCAGCCACUGGUAUUCAAUCAGGUGGUAUGAAUUGGUGGCAAACUUGGUUAAGUGUUUGGUUAGGUUAUGCAUUAUGUGGUAUAUUUGUAAGUAUUGGAUCACGAGUUGGUUUAUUCUAUCAUAUUUCAUUCCCAGUAGCUGCUCGUUCUUCAUUUGGUAUUUAUGGUUCUUUAUGGCCAGUAUUAAAUCGUGUGUUUAUGUCAUGUAUCUGGUAUGCUGUUCAAACUGCUGUUGCUGGUCCAACUUUUGAACUUAUGUUACAUUCCAUCUUUGGUAAGAAUCUCCCGGAGAGAAUCCAUGAUACAAUUCCUGAUAAAGAUUUAACUACUUUUCAAUUCCUUGGAAUCUUUCUCUUUUGGUUAUUUCAAUUGCCUUUCUUAUGGUUUCCUCCACAUAAGAUUAGACAUUUGUUUACAGUUAAAGCAUAUAUUGUUCCUGUUGCUGGUAUUGCCUUUUUGGUAUGGACAAUUGUUAAAGCUGGUGGUAUUGGACCAGUAAUUCAUCAAAAAUCAAAAGCACAAGGAUCUGAAUUAGCUUGGGCAUUUGUUGAAUCUACCAUGAAUGCAUUAGCUAAUUUUGCAACAUUGAUUGUUAAUGCCCCAGAUUUCUCUCGUUUUGCUAAUAAACCUUCAUUUGGUAUGAAAUAUUUGGUUUAUACUUUAUCUAUUCCAAUUUGUUUUUCAAUCACUUCUCUUAUUGGUGUAUUGGUUACUUCUGCUUCAGAAGCAAUGUAUGGUGUUGCUUAUUGGUCUCCAUUAGAUGUAUUGGGAACAUUUUUAGAUAAUUAUACUCCUGGAAAUCGUGCUGGUGUCUUUUUCAUUUCUGCUGCUUUUGCUUUAGCUCAAUUAGGUACUAAUAUUUCAGCAAAUUCUAUUUCUUUUGGUACUGAUUGUUCUGCUUUAUUACCACAAUUUUUAAAUAUUAGAAGAGGAAGUUAUAUUUGUGCAUUUUUAGCCCUUGCUAUUUGUCCAUGGAAAUUAAUAUCAUCAUCUUCAAGAUUUACCACUUAUUUAUCAGCUUAUUCUGUAUUUUUAUCAUCUGUUGCUGGUGUUGUUGCUUGUGAUUAUUUCUAUAUUCGUAGAGGAUAUAUUAAAAUCCUUGAAUUAUAUUCAUUAACUAAUCCACAAGACAAAUCCCAACCAUCAAUUUAUAGAUAUAAUAAAAUUGGAGUUAAUUGGAGAGCUUAUGCUGCUUAUAUUUCUGGAAUUUUACCAAAUAUUGUUGGAUUUGUUGGUGCUACUGGUACUCAUAAAGUUCCUAUUGGUGCUACAGAAGUUUAUAGAUUGAAUUUCUUUAUGGGAUUUUUCAGUUCUUGGAUUGUUUAUUCAAUUUUAUCGUAUUGGUUCCCUGUUCCAAUAGGUGUUGAAAAUGUGGGUCCAUUUGAAAAAGGUUGGUUUGAAGAAAACCAAGAUGUGGAGAGUUUUGAAGAAGAAUUGGUUGGUCAUGAAGUUCAUCAUGGUGUUGAAACUUAUGGAGUUUUUGAAGAAGACCAAAGUAGUGGGUUCAAGAAAAGUGUGUAG
Messenger RNA from Candida tropicalis MYA-3404, 1797 nucleotides. It is a transcript of the gene DAL4, whose product is annotated as allantoin permease. Gene Ontology annotation, molecular function: nucleobase transmembrane transporter activity. The transcript has a single exon. Gene Ontology annotation, cellular component: plasma membrane. Bases 1 to 1797 code for a protein of 598 amino acids. The record is from RefSeq and is a predicted model, not a curated record. Gene Ontology annotation, biological process: transmembrane transport; nucleobase transport. NCBI's taxonomy places the organism in Eukaryota, Fungi, Ascomycota, Pichiomycetes, Serinales, Debaryomycetaceae.